UGACCUGUUAACAAAAUGUACGCUGACAACAGUGUAUUAUCAAUCCAGAGCUCAGUCGUCUGGGGAUAUGUCGGCAACAAAAGUGCGACAUUUCCGCUGCAGUAUGGUGUGACGUACGAAGAUGUCUGCCAGUGAUUGCGGUGUCCUGUCAUUCUGUCCUUCAGUAGUUUAUGGCAAUUUGUGGAGUACAUGCUCAACAUUUCUGUUGCAGCUGCUGGGCUUUGACGUGAGCAAUAUCAACUCGGUGCAGUUUUCAAAUCAUACAAGUUAUAAGGUGUUCCGAGGUCAAGUGUUGGAUGAUAAGGACGUGAGUGAGCUGUAUGAUGGUUUGAAGUCAAACAACCUUCUUGAUUUUUCUCACAUUCUAACAGGUUAUGUUGGCUCAAAAUCAUUUUUGGAAAAAGUUGCAGAAAUCAUUAAAGACAUAAGGAGUUGCAACCCAAACCUUGUAUAUGUAUGUGAUCCUGUAAUGGGGGACAAUGGUAAAAUGUAUGUUCCUGAAGAUCUGCUUCCUGUGUACAGAGAUCUGAUUAUUCCACUGGCUGAUAUCAUUACACCAAACCAGUUUGAGCUGGAAUUGGUAACCGGUAUAACAGUGAAGAGUGCACAAGAUGCUAUUAAAGGUAUUGACAUACUUCAUGGAAAAGGUGUGAAGACGGUUGUUCUCAGCAGUGGACUUCUAGCAGAUGAUGGAAAGCUAAUGUGCAUUGCCAGCACAGAUAAUGGGAGUUCAAAAGAGAGAUAUAAGAUUGAGAUACCAUAUCUUCCUGAAAAAUUUGUUGGAACAGGUGACCUGUUUGCAGCAGCCAUGUUGGCGUGGAUGCAUAAAGAUAAGAAUUUAAAGUUAGCUUUUGAGAAGACGUUAGCAGUGGUACAAGCAGUGAUUAAACGAACAGUGGAACAUGCAAAAGAUGCAGCUAGAAAUGGCAAGCCAUCCACGCCAGCUCACAUGGAACUGAGAUUGAUUCAGAGCAAAUCAGACAUUGAGAAUCCCAACAUUACAUACACUGCAGUUCCAAUCUCUUGACCUCGGUAGAUUGCCGGUAUUCACCGACACGUUAGAACUGUAUAACCAGAUUUGACAGCACAUUCCUUACAGUUUUAGUCAUAGCCAGCAAGAAUGGAAAACACCAAAACAUUAGCUGAAUAAUUGAAAAAAACUUUUCUCUUCUUCUUUUUAGGCAAGGGACCAUUUGACUGUUAUCUGAUUAAUUGCCAUGCUCUGUUGAGUAAGAUGGUUCAUGAGUUAAGUACAAGGACAGUAAAGGACAGUAAAUGGUCUAAAUAUUUGUGAAAAUUAUUAAUACCUCCUGACACACAAUUCUUGUUUUAGAUUUAUUAAUUUUGUAAAACACAAGGCAAAUAUAUUUUAAUAAGAUAUCUAUCUCCCUUUUUACAUUACAAAGCAGCACAAAGUAUUUGUGCUAAUCAGAAUUGAUAUAAUAUGAAAGAAAAUAAUACACAGUACUGUAAAAUACUUUAUUUUCAUGUGGAAUUUAUUUUAGCGUGUGAAUAAAAUUCGUGAAAAUAAAUUCCAGGUGAAAAUAAAGGCUGACGAAAAUUGGACUAAAAUAAAAAGAAUGAGGUCUCAUUCAACCAGACAUCAUUAGUUUCCGCUGUUCGAGGCUGUUAGUAACAACAAGACAUAAAAAUUUGAAUUAAAAAAAGCGAUGUAUAAGUACAUAUAUAUAUAUAUCAUAUAUGAUAAUAAACAAUAUUAACACUAAAACAGUUUGUAUGAUUUUCUUUUUUAAGUGCUGGUGAUCAGUCCCAUCAGAUAAAAGCCUCACACGUGUUAAACAAUGAAAGUUAACGUGCUUUGUCACAGUAUGUUAAAAAUGUGGAAAUGUAAAAAAUCCGGCCUGGACUUGUACAGUAAUACUACUCAGGUUUCAUCUUUACCCUAAAGACUUUGUAAUUCAUGCAGUUUUACCCAAUAGUUGAUGUAUUUUUCGUGCUGGGGUGUCAUUAAAAAUCUAUUCUAAUCUAAUCAUGGAGUUUUAAGGUCGACGACUGAUACUUUCCACACCAUUAUUUUGGCUUUGGACACAAAUAUAACCUAUCCAUUGAAUAUUUUGGUAUAUAUAUUACUAAACCAGACAUUGAACAAACCAGAAUUCUGUCAGUCCUGAACUUUUAAAAUUCUAAAACACUACCCUCUAAACAUGGGAUCCUGUCUAAAUGAGAUAAAUAUAAAUAGGUCCCAGAAUUCUGGCAUGAUCCAGUUUAGACGAGUUUCACGGUAUACAUAUAUUUGACAAAUGGUCAGUCUUUGAAUGUUUAUCUCCCUGUAAUAAACAUGAAACUUUUUUCAGAAUGCUGGAAAAUGUUCAAUCCAAAAUUAUUACUGAACACUUUUUAUUCGAAGAUUACUACAGUAAUAAAACAGUAACUACAAACCGUGUUUGUAGAAAAUAGUGUAAUUAAAACAAUUGUACCAUUUACAAAAUAUGGUCAUGAAAUUUGCUAGGAUAUUUUGUAUUUGUUGUGUACUCUAUUUAUAUCAUGCCAUCUAAAGUGACUAUUUAUUUUUGUAAAAUCUAGUUCUAUAGUCAUAAGAAUUUACUUUCUGAUUAGGUUAUACAAAUGUACAUGCCUUGGUAGUAAUAAACACUUUUCUGGUUUAUUUGCACUUAAGAGUAUGUUUUAUGCAUUUUGUCAAAUAUAUUUUUUAUGAGAUGUUUGAAAAUCGUGUUUUUUUUAAGUGUAAAGUAAGUGAAUUUAUGUUUUUCACACCAAGUUUUAAAGAUUGAUCUGGAAAUCAUAUAUGACUGCAAAAAAAUAAACAAAAAAGAUGCACAGAAAAAAAAAGUAAGCAUGAAAUCUGAUUUCUUAAGGUGUCUUCUAAUACAAAUCGGAACUAGUUUUAGUUUCUUGAUGUGUUUUUAAUAGUGACUAUAUUGGCAGCUGCAUGUGCAAUUUGUAGGUGACUCCAGGAGCCAAGUACUCCCCAAGAAUCACACUCGAUUCUCCACUGUUUAUAGUGUAUUUUUGAAAUAAUAGUGAAUAAAGAGGUAGUAAAACUCAG
Messenger RNA from Gigantopelta aegis, 3028 nucleotides. Its product is annotated as pyridoxal kinase-like. Lineage: Eukaryota; Metazoa; Mollusca; Gastropoda; Neomphalida; Peltospiridae. The record is from RefSeq and is a predicted model, not a curated record. Gene Ontology annotation, cellular component: cytosol. Gene Ontology annotation, biological process: pyridoxal 5'-phosphate salvage. Gene Ontology annotation, molecular function: pyridoxal kinase activity. The coding region runs from base 122 to 1027 and encodes 301 amino acids. The transcript is spliced from 11 exons.